AUAUGAGCCCAACCUCUUAUUCUUUUUCGAUACACAAUAAAUAAAUUUCUCUGUCUUUAUAUACUUUCACUUUCAAUUUUUGUUAUGGAGUUUUCACUGCAAAAAGAUUUACAAUGAAGAGAGCCACCGGAGGAGAAAUAGUACAAGUUGAAGGAGGUCACAUUCUCCGGUCCACCGGUCGAAAAGACCGGCAUAGCAAAGUCUAUACUGCAAAAGGUCCAAGAGAUCGUAGGGUCCGGUUAUCUGCUCACACUGCUAUUCAAUUCUAUGACGUGCAGGAUCGAUUAGGCUAUGACAGGCCAAGCAAAGCUGUGGAUUGGCUAAUCAAGAAGGCAAAAAAUGCCAUUGAUAAGCUGGCUGAGUUGCCUCCAUGGAACCCAAAUGAAGAUGUAGCAAAUAACUUACCCAUAAGUGAUGAAACUCAUGAUGUGGGUUCAAUUGGGAAUAUUGCCUUAGAACCUCAUGAACCACUCUCAAAUUCUUCUUCUGGAUUGUUGUUCCAAAGGCAAGUAGCAGAAAAUCCGAGCAGUAGUUCUUCAUACAUGAUGCCAGAGCCAGUAGCUGAGUCACAAUUUGUUGCAGAUACCUCGAAAUCGUUCUUCCCAAUGAAUUCAGGGACAUCAUUAACUAAUUUCCUAAGUUUUCCACAUGAUAUUGUAAUGUCAAGAGACUCAAUCCAGGCUGAUGAUCAAGAUCUUGGUUUAUCACUUCACACCAAUUUACAUGACCAAAAUUCCAACCAUAGUGCAAAUAAUCCAGCACUUAGCUUUGAAGCAACUUAUGAUAAUAAUAAUAAUCCAAUAAUUGGAAAUUGGAUAAUACCCCAUCAGCCAUUUUUCUCCCAAGGGGGUACAUAUUCUCAAAUUAGGGAACCCCUUCAGUCCAAUUUCUCACAAUUGAUUCAUCAUGCUUGGGAACAAAGGCUAAUGGCAAGUGAAGUACAUCAAUCAUCAAUUUCCAAUAGCCAUUUCAAUGGAGAUUUUCAAUUUCAUGGUGAAGAAAUGAAUGGAUUUGUGUGCAUUAAGCCCUCUUGUGGAUCUUCAAGUUCUCAUCAUUGAAUGAUUUAAAAGAGUUUAGUGUUCAAUUCAUCAGGAAAGUAGAUAAUGUUCAUUGAAGAUCAAUGACCAUAUACAUAUGUCAAGAUGGGAAAUGAAGGCGAUCAGAGUUUUAAAUAUGUUGAUUCAUAUAUUAAUGUGAUGUGACCUUAUUCUAUUAAUCCAAGCAAUCUCGUUUAGAAUAUUGCAUUAUCUCUCACCAUUUAAUUUUUUAUAAAUUUCGUUAAGUCAUGAGUAACAAUUGAUAUUUGCUUUUAGACUUAGUAAUGAAGUUUGGGCACAAAGUAUUUUUCUUCA
Messenger RNA from Lycium ferocissimum, 1352 nucleotides. Its product is annotated as transcription factor TCP4-like. The record is from RefSeq and is a predicted model, not a curated record. Gene Ontology annotation, biological process: regulation of secondary shoot formation. Gene Ontology annotation, molecular function: DNA-binding transcription factor activity; sequence-specific DNA binding. The transcript has 4 exons. Gene Ontology annotation, cellular component: nucleus. The coding region runs from base 114 to 1058 and encodes 314 amino acids. Lineage: Eukaryota; Viridiplantae; Streptophyta; Magnoliopsida; Solanales; Solanaceae.